Mycena indigotica is the source of this 1599-nucleotide messenger RNA. Its product is annotated as Tartrate transporter. Gene Ontology annotation, cellular component: membrane. Lineage: Eukaryota; Fungi; Basidiomycota; Agaricomycetes; Agaricales; Mycenaceae. The transcript has 19 exons. The record is from RefSeq and is a predicted model, not a curated record. Gene Ontology annotation, biological process: transmembrane transport. Gene Ontology annotation, molecular function: transmembrane transporter activity. The coding region runs from base 1 to 1599 and encodes 532 amino acids.
AUGGACGCAAACCAGAAACCUUCAUCGUCAUCCUCUCAGCUGGGCAUGUCAGAGUCAAGCUCGAGCGCGAAGGCACCCACUGGCAGCCGCCCUUCGAUGGGCAUCCGCAGGGAAACCUACGAUUCUCAGACAAGCGAUGUUGAGAAAACUCCAAGCCAAAUCAUCCAACGGCGCAAGGAAGAGCGAAUGCUAUUGCACAAGCUUGAUAUGCGCCUCAUACCUGCAAUAUUUGUCGUCUAUGUGAUGAACUAUAUCAAUCGCUCAGCGAUCACGGCUGCUCGGUUGAAGGGCUUUGAGCACGACCUACAUCUCUCAGAUAUUCAGUACAAUGCAGUCCUUUCAAUUUUAUUCGUGACUCUCUCCCUUGGGCAGCCGCUGUCAAAUAUGAUCCUCAAUAAAGUCAAGCGCCCGUCCAUCUACAUAGGCAGCUGUGUUGUUGCAUGGGGGCUGGCAAGUGCACUCUCCGGCGUCACCACAAGCUAUGGCGGGAUCUUGGCAUGUCGGCUUUUCAUUGGUCUUCCGGAAGGAUCUUUCUACCCUGGCGCUGUCUAUCUUCUCUCCUGCUGGUACACAAAGAAAGAGCUCGCCUUCAGGGCGGCCAUCCUAUUCUCCGGACUCGACCUCGCAAAUGCAUUUGGUGCUUUAGUUGCAGCUGGUAUCCUUUCUAGGAUGCAUGGAGUCUCGGGAAUUGAAGGCUGGAGAUGGUUGUUCAUCAUCGAGGGCUCUACAACCAUCCUGUUGGGGUUUUGCGUCAUGUGGUUGCUGCCCGACUAUCCUCGUCAUACGCGCUGGAUAAACGACCUUGAAAGUCGUCUGGCACAAGCGCGUCUGUCUGGAGAUGCAGGUGAGGCAGACCAAGACACUGGGGUUACAUCGCAUUUGGAAGGUUUCAAACUUGCCAUCGCCGAUCCAUUGACGUGGCUAUUCUCGUUGAUGCUUUUCACGCACUAUCUCGGUCGAAGUGUUGGCCAAUUCUUUCCAACUGUUGCGAAGACUCUCGGGUUUUCGACAACGAAGACCCUCCUCCUCACCGCUCCUCCCUGGCUUCUCGCAGCGGUUGUUUGUGUUCUAAGCGCAUGGCAUGCGGAUAGAACCGGCGAGCGUUUCUACCACAUUUCGAUCUGGACCUGGGCAAUGAUGGUGGGGUUUAUCAUCAGCCUCUGCACUAUGUCCGUCCCGGCACGCUAUUUCGCCAUGUUUCUCAUGGCGAUCGGGGAUGCUGGCUGUGCGAUGACGCUUGUUUGGAUGGCAAAUUCGAUUCCGCGGCCUCCAGCAAAGCGUGCUGCAGCCAUCGGAAUUACCAACGGCAUAGGAAAUAUCGGCACGCUUGUUGGAUCCUACGCCUGGAAGAACGUCUGGGGCCCGCGAUAUACCCAGUCCUGCUGCAUCUCCUUGGUUGCGCUUGCUCUGAGCACCCUAGCCGCCUUCGUUAUCAGGCAACGCCUCAUCCAGAUGAAUAGACAGCUUAUCUUGGCUGCCGAGGAACGGACGGUGCCCUUGGGUACGAACGAGGAUCGUGUGAAGAAGGCGGCGCAUUUGGAAGGGAUAACCGUGCGCCAAGCUCUACAAAACCGUCGAGAAUUCAGGUAUCUGUACUAA